UUAGUAUUGUGACAGGUGAACGCUAGUCAUGUCACGGGGAAUGUUGAUAACUUGGAAGGUGGUAUGGAUGGAGUGGUUCAAGCAAUUGUCUGUACAGAGCAAGUGGGAUGGGCAAGACAAGCGAGAAAAUUGAUGCUUAUUGCCACUGAUGGAUUCAUGCAUUUCGCUGGAGAAGGAAAAUUAGGUGGAGUUGUGAGGAAGCACGAUUAUUCUUGCCACUUGGAUGAAGCUGGUGAAUACUCAAUGUCCAAAGUAUUCGAUUACCCUUCACUCGCAGAAAUCUCACGACUUCUGAAACAAAAAAAAAUAAAUCUCAUCUUCGCAGUGACCGAGGACCGACGACUGGAGUACGAGCAAAUAGCCAGUCUUUUGAAAGAAAAAGGGAGAGUUGCUACGCUCGCAGCCAACAGCUCCAAUAUCUUGGAGAUUAUUAAGCAAUCUUAUCACGAUAUAUUAACGAAAGUUGUUCUCCGGGAUAAUUCGAGUGCAUUGAUUGAUUUGCGGUAUUAUACCAAUUGCGGAAAGCCUGGGCAUGUCGAGAAAAUUACUUCAGAAUGUAGUAGCAUACAGGAAGGAAUGAUAUAUGAUUUUAGGAUUGAAUUAUCGCUCAACGAUUGCCCGAAAAAUCAAGAAUUUUGGACCCAAAGGAUUGCAAUCGACGACGUACUGGCAUCAGAGGCUUCUGAAACUGUAAUCGAAGUUGAAUUGCAGUGCGGGUGUGACUGUGAAAAUCCCAAUAGUUCCCACUGUAAUUAUGGCACUGACGUUUGUGGAAUUUGCCAGUGUAACCGGGGAUGGUCUGGAGAAAAGUGUGACUGUGACGAAAGUGCUUGGACUGAAAACACACUGCUGUGUAUUGCACCCGGUGAGUCUUCGGCUUGCAGCAACAGAGGAGAAUGCACUUGUGGGAGCUGCACCUGUGAUCCUGGAUACAAUGGGAAUUACUGCGAGUGUUCAGCCUGUGACAAGGUUAAUGGGAUAGAGUGCGGAGGGAGAGGUAUCUGUAAUUGCAGUGUGUGUAAUUGCCUUGAGGGCUGGUACGGUGAAUCAUGUCAGUGUCCAACUGGCAAUGAACUUUGUAUAGCACCAGGAAGUACUGAUGUCUGCGGUAAUCAUGGAUAUUGUGAUUGUGG
Molecule: messenger RNA, 1133 nt
Organism: Fopius arisanus
Lineage: Eukaryota; Metazoa; Arthropoda; Insecta; Hymenoptera; Braconidae
Product: integrin beta-nu
Biological process (GO): cell-matrix adhesion; cell migration; cell adhesion mediated by integrin
Cellular component (GO): focal adhesion; integrin complex; cell surface
Molecular function (GO): integrin binding
Source: RefSeq, a predicted model, not a curated record